GCAAUAAUGCCAGAGUUGUUUUUGGUGCAAGUGUUGCGGUUGGAAAAGAUCACUUUGAAACUAUUAUAAGAGACCGUCUCACUUUUGUUGAUAAAUCAAUGCUCAUAAAAGAGUUUAUUGAGAGUUCGGAUUUUGUAUCACUUAUUCUUCGUCCUCGUCGAUUUGGCAAGUCAACAAAUUUAUCCAUGCUAAAUCGCUUUUUUAAGAUACCAUAUACCCAAGAAGAAAAUGUUAACUGCAGUCAACUUUUUGAAAAACUGAAAAUUUCAACUGAAAAAGAAAUUAUGCAAAAACAUUUUGCGCAAUAUCCUAUCAUUCAUAUCUCUCUUAAGGAUUUAAACGCUGGAACAUGGGAUGAAAUGAAAGAAAAAUUAAGAAUACUUAUAGCUGAAAUUUAUAGUGAACAUCGCUACCUUAUUAACAACUUAUAUUCUGAUCAACAAAAGAAAUAUCAAAAUUUUCUCAACGAAGAAUCAACUGUACCACAAUUGUCAUUUGCCUUGCGGCAACUUUCCAUGUAUUUGCGACAACACUAUAAAAAACAAUGUAUUGUAUUGAUUGAUGAAUACGAUUCUCCAAUGGAAUGUGCCUAUAAUAAAGGAUAUUAUGAAGUUGCAAAUGAAUUUUUUAAAGGCAUGUUCUCAUCAUUAUUGAAGAGCAAUGAUGAAAAUGUAGCAAAAGCUAUGUUGGUUGAAAAUUUAUCUCCUCUUUAUGUAGAUAAGUUUGGAUUCACGUCCGAUGAGGUAGAAUUAUUAUUGUCACUGCGUAAAAAUUUGCAAAUUAAUGACGUUCAAAAGUGGUAUGAUGGCUACAUCUCAGGAGGGAGUACCCAUUUAUAUAAUCCGUGGUCUAUUAUUCGUCUGCUUUCACGUGGUAUCUUAUGCGCAUAUUGGACAGAUACGGGAAGUACUCAAACAUUAGAAAAAUAUCUAUGGAGAGCAAGUUGUUCAUUUAAGGAAUCCGUUGAAAAGUUAUUAAAAAGGGAAGAAUGGCAUAAUUGGGUGAUCAAUGUACCAUUUUUUACUCAAGGGCAAACUAUCACAUCAAUGUUAGACAAUCUUUUACAUGGAAAACUUGAUUUAUUUAGUAAAGAAUUUGAAAAUAUGAUUGUAGAUACACUUUCGUUUUAUGAUGUCAGGGGGUCUGAUUCUGGAAAAAAUGCAGAAUAUGCUGGUUUUGAAAGAUAUGAUGUAAAAAUAGUUCCAAAACCAGGUGUUAAUGAGACGGCUAUUAUCAUUGAAUUUAAAGUUGUUUAUGAUAAAAAAAGUUUACACGAUAUGGCUCAAGAAGGAUUACUUCAAAUCGAAGAGAAGCAGUAUCGAGUAGGCCUAGAAGAAAAUGUCAAAAAACUUUUGGAAAUAGGAAUUGCAUUUGAAGGGAAAAAAGCUUGUGUAUUGGGACAUUUAUUGCAUAGAACAGAGGAAGGUGCAUGGAACAAAGAUUACGAAAAUUUGAUUUCAGAUUAA
Molecule: messenger RNA, 1466 nt
Organism: Dentiscutata erythropus
Lineage: Eukaryota; Fungi; Glomeromycota; Glomeromycetes; Diversisporales; Gigasporaceae
Source: the annotation of a GenBank genome assembly